UGGCGAUGAGUGCAUCUCAAAGAGCAGCUUUACACAACGCACACGCGGCCUCAUUCGGUUACUUUGUGACGCAGGAUUCUUCUUUUGGAAAUCUGAUAUUACCAGUUCUCCCUAGAUUUGAUAGUAAAUGAAUUACUAUUCGUAAAGAUAUUCAAAUUACUUGUUGGAUAAACUUCUGUGGAGAAAAAUUGCAACUGACAGUUUUUGAAGAGAUGGCUAGUCUUCGACUUCGUCAAUUAGAAGAGUAUCUUCAACAAAUGGAUGUGUUUGAAAAGCCAAAAAUCUUACUCGAACAAUAUGCCACUAGCGCACACAUUGCCUCACAUAUGUUGUACAAUGCGCAAUCGCAAUUUAAUGAUAUAGAAGGUAAAAGCGUAGCAGAUUUGGGCUCUGGAUGUGGUAUAUUAUCACUAGGUGCUAAAAUGCUCGGCGCACAAUACGUAGUUGGAUUUGAAAUAGAUUCAGAUGCAAUCGACAUACAAUAUAGAAAUUGCACAGACAUAGAACUCUUUGUCGAAAUUGUUCAAUGUAAUGUGCUGCAAUAUUUACCAGGAAAAUUUGAAAAGUGCUUUGAUACUGUUAUAAUGAAUCCACCUUUUGGCACUAAAAAUAAUGCCGGCACCGACAUGAAAUUUCUCGAGGUGGCAAUGAAACUUUCGUCCAACGUAGUUUACUCGCUGCACAAGAGCAGCACGCGAGAUUACGUUCUUUCGAAGGCGACACAGCUCGGCGCCGAAGGAAAGGUGAUAGCGGAACUUAGAUACGAUCUACCGAGGGCUUACAAAUUCCACAAGAAAGCUUCCGUUGAUAUACAGGUGGAUUUCAUACGAUUUGAAUUGAAGCGCUGAUCUUUUCUUCCCGAGGUCAACCCAGUCAAUUUAUUCGAACUUGAUGCCCUGAGCUAGAGGAAGUUCGUUCCCGUGAUUGAUCGUGAUUGUCGCGCGUCGCAUGUAAUGCUUCCACGCAUCGCUUCCGCUCUCGCGACCACCGCCUGUAGCCUUCUCGCCGCCAAAUGCACCACCUAUCUCGGCGCCGCUAGUGCCUAUGUUGACGUUGACUAUGCCACAAUCUGAUCCGUGAGGGCCGAUCCACUGCGUGAAAUUCGAUAAGUUAAUCCGAUCAUAUACUUGACUGUGUAAACAUGCACGUAUAUUUACACAUGUUGGUUAUAUAUUUACCUGAAAUAUAUUUCCGAUGCUUUUAGUAAAGAGACUACUGCUCAAACCUUGCUCUACACCAUUGUUAAGAUCGAUAGCCUCUUCUAGGGAAUUUGCCUCCAGGACAUAAACGAUCGGAGCGAAAGUUUCUUGCUGCACCACCUCUGCUUCGAUUGAUAGACCCGAGAUGAUUGUCGGCUCGA
Molecule: messenger RNA, 1360 nt
Organism: Camponotus floridanus (Florida carpenter ant)
Lineage: Eukaryota; Metazoa; Arthropoda; Insecta; Hymenoptera; Formicidae
Gene: Mettl5
Product: methyltransferase-like protein 5
Exons: 3
Coding region: 213-848 (211 amino acids)
Biological process (GO): rRNA methylation
Molecular function (GO): nucleic acid binding; rRNA (adenine-N6-)-methyltransferase activity
Source: RefSeq, a predicted model, not a curated record